UACUUCACACUUUGCAAUGACAAAGAUGGCCGACGAAGCUCAAACGAUACCUCGACACGAAUCUGUUUGUGUGCUGUGUGGUGGUUCUGUGGUAGACAAAUUUGUUCGUCCAACAUUAGCGGAGUUUUUAGGGACCGCAUUUCUGGUGUUUCUCUUGUGUUCUUGUGCUCCAAUCCGCCUUAAUACAUUUAUGCAUAUUAUUGAGGGCAAUGUAUUUUCGGCACUAGUGUAUGGAUUUGGUUAUGCAUUCUUGAUUUAUGCAUUCGGUGAUAUCAGCGGCGGGUAUUUUAACCCAGUCAUAACAUUCGCUCUGACUUUGAAUGGUGCGCUACCAGUGCUUGUUGCAAUAUGCUUUUUCAUUGCUCAGAUAGGGGGAAGUUUCUUGGGAGCGGCAUUGGCCCUUGCUGCUAUUCCGACGAAUAAAUACAAAGAAUUCAUCGGUGGAGCAACAAUGCUUAUAAAUGAGACAGAACCUGGCUGGGCAGUUCUGAUAGAGGGCAUCCUUACGUUCAUAUUGACUUUCACUGUUUUACUCACAUCGCUAGAUAAAAAGAAGAAAAAAAUGUCACCUCUUGCUAUUGGAUUCUCGGUCAUUGCUUGUGCUAUGUCUGGGGCGCGAUAUACUGGUGGAUCUAUGAAUCCGGCAAGAAGUUUAGGACCGGCUGCAGCCUACUCCAAAUACCUGGAAUUUAAUGUGUGGGAACAUCACUAUGUCUACUGGGUGGGGCCCACCGCGGGGGCAGUGGUAGCAGCUAUUAUUUACAGAUUUUUGUUUGCAAAGAGAAGGACACCAGAUUAUAUGACGUUUACAAAUUCCGAGGGACACUUAACUCCCAGCAAUAACAUUCCAAUACAAUGACACUCAACUCCCAGCAAUAACAUUCCCAUACAAUGAGGGACACUCAACUCCCAGCAAUAACAUUCCCAUACAAUGAGGGACACUCAACUCCCAGCAAUAACAUUCCCAUACAAUGAGGGACACUCAACUCCCAGCAAUAACAUUCCCAUACAACAUGUAUUAUUGUUUUACAAAC
Saccostrea cuccullata (small rock oyster) is the source of this 1034-nucleotide messenger RNA. Its product is annotated as aquaporin-8-like. Lineage: Eukaryota; Metazoa; Mollusca; Bivalvia; Ostreida; Ostreidae. Gene Ontology annotation, cellular component: plasma membrane. The transcript is spliced from 5 exons. Gene Ontology annotation, biological process: water transport; transmembrane transport. Gene Ontology annotation, molecular function: water channel activity. The record is from RefSeq and is a predicted model, not a curated record. The coding region runs from base 17 to 859 and encodes 280 amino acids.